CCUCGCUAAGAUUUCAAUUUCGACGAGUGAAAUACCCGACCUGUCGCCCCAAAGCCAAGCACCAAGCUAGCACGCAAAAUCGCGAUCGAAAAACAAAGAUAAUAAGCUUCCAAUCUAACAACCAAUAGUCCACUAACAAGUUCAAGCUCUCUGGCAAAAACCACGGAGAAACCUCUAUCGUGAGCCUAACCCCCGCCUCCUUCGCGUUUUUGCAGGAGAAUGACACAACCAAGAUCCCUCGACCGAGUCUCAAGAAGUCUCCAGGCAAUUCGCAGUCCAUCUCUUCCAACAGCAGGUAAAAUUCAGAGACGAGAGCCAUCAAACAAGUUACUUUGAGUUUUUGCUACAAGUUGGCAGAGUUGCAAUCAAAGAAGCCGAGUGCUCAGAUUACUCAUUGAAAUCUACCCACCUGAAGGAGCAAUCUCCCAGUUGAAAAGAAGUUUGUCCUCCUCUUCGUGAACAUCCUGCUUCUGGAUUCUUUGAAGAAGACAAAUUGUAGGACUUUGGGAGUUGGCUACUCAAGACUAGAAAGAUCCGAGCAAGUUUAAGUUACAUUUAAGGUACAUGUGCGCUCGGCUGGAAUUCAUUCACGAAUCAACGAAUCAUUAACCAGGUUGAGCAAAUGCAAUAUGCAGCUUUUUACGCUGAUUCAGAAGAAGUUCCUACGUCAGACAGCAAGCGAAGGAGGGUCGAAUCAAAUAAGGGUCGUACAACUUUGAGAACCCCAACUGUGGAACCAAAACCAACCACUUUCUCCAUGGUGUGUCCUGCACUCCUCACAACUUGCAACUCUCUACCGUUCCAACGACAAGUAUUAUAUCCAAUACUCUCCACCAAUAAACCUCAAAUAUGUCCCCUUCAUCAUAUAUCGUCGUCGGAUCAGGUGUAUUUGGCGCCUCAACUGCGCUUUCCCUCAUCCGCAAGCAUCCCGAAGCAAGUAUCACACUGAUCGACCGCGAUAGGUUCGACGACUCCAAACGGGUUGCUGCAUCUUGGGACUGGAACAAAGUCGUCCGUGCUGACUACAACGAUAUCGCAUACACUAAGCUCGCCCUUGAAGCACAGCAUCUAUGGCGGACAGACCCAAUCUGGAAACCGUUUUACCACGAGAGUGGUGUGAUUUGGAUCACGCCCACAUCAUUUGCCAAGCAGGUGCUGAAGAACUUCACAGAUCUUGGAGUCGAGACCGACUUGCAGAUAUAUUCUGUUGAGGAGGCUCGCAUCUUGUAUAAUGGCCUGUUUGAAGAGGCUGAUUACACCGGCGUCAAGGAGGUCCUCGUGAACAAGACUAGUGGCUGGGCAGAGGCAAAAGAGGCAUUACAAAACACCAUCAAGACUGCCGUUAAUCUUGGAGUGAAAUACAUCACGUCUGAGGUCACAGCCAUCGAGUUUGACAACAAUCAUGGUCAACGUCGGUGUUCUGGCAUCAAGACAGCGAAGGGAGAGUCUCUCUCAGCAGAACGAGUCAUUCUCUGCACCGGGGCAUUUACUCCUAAGCUGCUAAUUGACAGCGACCCUGAGUGGAUUGAUCUUCAUGCAGGCCAGAGAAUUAUUGCAGCCGCUGUCACGGAAGCCGUCGCGCCUAUGACGGCUCAGCAGAGUUCGGCUCUCGAGGUUAUACCAGUUGGAAUUAAUGAUAAUCCUGUCGAACGAGGGUGCGAUGUGGGCUGUCUCCCACUGCCAAAUAUCAACGCUGUCAAAUAUUGGGGCCAAGUCAUUUUCAAAAACACAGUCAAGCAUCCCAUCACCAACACACGGCUGUCCGUCCCGCCGAGUCAGCCGGACUAUGCUCAAUGGGAGGUACCAUUGGCUUUGAAAGAUGAUGUUCGUCAAGGACCCGAAUCAUUGUUUGGCAAGAAACAGCUGCACCAAGACCUCGAAGCCUUCAGAAUCUGCUGGGAGGCUUUGACCCCAAGUUCGGACUUCAUAAUUUCUCCUCAUUCGGCCUGUGAGGGCUUAUCCAUUGCAACUUGCGGAUCUUUCCAUGGGUAUAAAUUUCUGCCUAUUCUAGGCAAAUAUGUUGUUGAGAUGCUAUGUGGCGAGCUAGAUCCUAGUCUAGAGAAGAGGUGGGCUUGGGAUCGACCUUUACCCUCAACGGAAUUAAACAGCAAGUGGCCAACGAGGGAACUAGGAGAUCUGAGGUCGGACGGCUGAUCAAAACAAUGAAACAUGAUGAAGCGGUAUUUUCACCUGUGUAACUGGGCGAUUAUUCCUGAGCGAGCUGCCUGUUCAGUUCAAUUCAUACUAAUGCUUGCACUGUCCCUAUCUAUCCUCCAACGCUGAAAGCUUUUUUGCAGCGUAUGAACUUUGCAUAGAAGUAAUGUUAAUCUACAUGGAAUAUUCUCGUAACUCC
Molecule: messenger RNA, 2353 nt
Organism: Cadophora gregata
Lineage: Eukaryota; Fungi; Ascomycota; Leotiomycetes; Helotiales; Ploettnerulaceae
Exons: 4
Coding region: 850-2154 (434 amino acids)
Molecular function (GO): flavin adenine dinucleotide binding; sarcosine oxidase activity; saccharopine oxidase activity
Source: RefSeq, a predicted model, not a curated record